This is a messenger RNA of Dendronephthya gigantea, 9567 nucleotides long. RefSeq names its product TPR and ankyrin repeat-containing protein 1-like. Gene Ontology annotation, molecular function: ATP binding; protein binding. The record is from RefSeq and is a predicted model, not a curated record. Lineage: Eukaryota; Metazoa; Cnidaria; Anthozoa; Malacalcyonacea; Nephtheidae.
AAGUUAGGAGUUUUUUGAAUUAUCGAAGGAGUUUUCUAAAAUUUGCGAUGAAUAUUUAUAAAUAACUCAUUUACGAAUUAUAAUAUGGCUGCUCCAAUUUCUUGGAAUAAAGGAAGUCCAGCAGUUUCAUCUUAACACUGCCUUAUGGUGAUGCAAUAUGGUUCCUUUAAUAAAUUAUAAUUGGUCGGUUUUAUUUUACAUCUGACGUUGAAAGAAGCUGAAGAGUGCAGUUGUCAAGGAUUCAACGUACGAGUGAUGGAGUAUAUUUUACCCAUUUUUCAACAUGGUCAGUUAGAAGUAGCUCAUGGUCGACCUGAUCAUGCAAUCCCCUACUUUACCAGAGCCUUAGAUUUUUUCCACGGUGUUGGUCGUCAUCAUAAUCCCACUUUUUGGUCAGACAUUUUGUUAUCUCGUGCUGAUUGUUAUUUGAGACUUCAACAAUAUGGUCCGGCAAUAAGAGAUAUACAACAGGCUUUAAAUGACUGUCCGAACGAACUUUAUAAAGGUGAUCAUGCUCGUCUAUGGUUUAACAAUGGAAGGACUGCUCCAUCGGUUGUAGCAGUAUGGUGUUUUUCAGUAGCUUUGCAUUUUUCAGCUGGAGAUCAAAUGUUCCAAAGUGAGAUUUAUUCUGAAAGAGCACUGUCUCACUAUAAUAAUAAAAAUCACGAAGAAUGUGAAAGGGAUAUUGAAAAGUCGAAAAGCUUGAACAGAGGCCCGUCCGUGGGAGUAGGCAGAAACCUGCUGAAUCAGGGAACGCAAAUGAUUCAAACAAAAAAUUAUGAUCAAGCUGUUCAUCAUCUUCAACUUGCUGAAAAUUAUCUUCGGCCACUCAAUCAAGCUGAUCAUUCAACGAAACGUCUUUGGCAAGAGAGCUGUAAAGGCGUCAUUUAUGCUGCUUGGUGUGGCAAAAUGUAUAUGAAAGCUAUACAAUCAGGAAAGAAGAGACGUCGUAUGGAGGAGAUUACCAAUGAGAAGGAAGCUCGUGAUUGGAAGGAGAGAGGAAACGAAAUGAUAAGAGACAAAAAAUUUACUCUUGCUAUUGAUUGUUACACUCUGUCCAUACAAUAUAUUCCUGACAAUGAUGAUGAACUACGAGGAACACUUUACAGCAAUCGUUCACAAGCGUAUUUAAAGAACAAUCUGUUUAAAAAAUCUAAAGAAGAUGCAGAGAAGUGCGUAAAAUAUCGUCCUGAUUGGUGUAAGAGUUACUACCGAUUAGGCUCAGCCCUUAGUGAACUCAAAGAAUAUGAUCGCGCCUUGGAUAUGUUUAGAAAAUGGCUAAGUCUCGAAGAUAUUUUAGAAAAUGACAAAUACGAAGUGGUUGAAAAAAUCAUGAAAAUUGCUUUACAUUGUAAGGAUGGACCAAUGAAGGUGAAUUUUGAACUUCCUCGUGACUGUGUGAGUCGAUAUUUAAAAGAAUGUGUUGAAAGAAAUGACUGGAAGUCUUUAGAAGUUUUCCUACUUGGUGGCGGUGGUAAACGGUCGUAUGGAAAAGGUGAAGGUGGAAUAGCAACGGGUAAUUGCGAUCUGAGUGAGAUAUCGUUGUGUGGCAUUGUAAAAUCAGAACCUAAACCAAGCAGUUAUUAUCAACUGAUCACUGUGAUGAUAGAUCACGGUGUUUUCGUAAAUGGACGGAAUGAACAGGAUAUUCCAUUAGCUCUUGCAGUGAAUCACAAUGAUCAUGAUUUAGCUGUCGUUUUGUUGGAGAAAAGCGCAAAUCCUGACGGUCUUACAAAAAGUAAAUUUGGAAAACACGAUGAUAUGCCUAUUCACUCUGCAUUCAGAAUUGGUCUUAAUUCAGGACAUUGGAAAGUUUUCACCCACUUAAUGGAAAACUCUGCAACCGCAAAGCCAUGUCUUGAAAUUUUGGACAGAAAAGGAAACAGUCUGUAUCAUAUAGUGGCGUCUGGUGACAGAGCUUGGCAUCACGUAAUUGAAGGGGUAGAAUUCCUAAGGAGAUACAGAAUUGAUCCGAGAACAAAAAAUAAAGAUGGAAAGACUCCGUUAAUGAUGAUACGUCAAAACAAUGACCUUAGAUAUCGUCUUAUUGAAGAAAGUAUCAAAAGCCUCGCGCCUGAAAAUACGAAAAAGAAAAAGCGGAAAAAAAAGAAUAGAAUCAAGGAAGAAACUGCUGAGGUUUCAAAGAAAUGCGAUGAAGUGAAAGAUACAAAGAAAGUAGUUACGCCAAUCGUCGUCGAGAUAGAGCCAGUGGUUACAACAGCUCAUCGCCCCACAGAGAUAGAAAAAUUGCGUGAAAAGAUUUGCUCAAGCUAUCGAAGAUCUUCCAGAGGAUAUCAAAUGUGAAAUGAAACGAAAGAGUCAAAGUGUAACGACUUGAAAGAAACGGAAGAAGUUGAUCAAAAUAUUGCUUGUGGCAGCAACGAGACUAUUUCAAAUCAAGAGCUCAGUGACAACACAAUAACAAACGAGAACGAAAUGAUUCAAGGUAAAGCACCAAUUCCUGCGCUAGAUUUAAAUCUUGAAGAUAAAGAUAAUGAAGAGAUUGAUGAUCAAGACUAUCUAUUUGAUGAUGCCAGCGAGGAGACAUUUGACAAGUUAACUUGGGAAGUGGAAUGUACAUCUGACGUAUGGAAAAAACUUAAAGACAAGAAAUUACCACGUGACAAAAAGAAGAAAAUUGUAAGAAUCAUCAGACAGUUGGCUAAUGGAAUUAUGCGGGGAAACCUUGCCAAACCUUUGGUUGGAAUUGCAAAGGAAUCAGAUAUUCGUUUGUUCGAAGCUAAGCUGGAUAAAUCAGCUCGCAUUUUAUGGGAACGAGCUAUUGCUUUCUCUCCGCGUUGUAGCGCGUUGUCGGAUAACAAGAAUGAAAACAAAGGAGAAAUUUAUACUGAAGUCAUAAGAAUUUGGGACAUCGUUUUCGAUCAUGACACUGUGCCCAGGAAGAUCAAGAGAAUAGUUCGUUCAUAUAAUCGCGGAACAAGCUGUUUUAUUAAGAAGAAUUUGAAAGGUACUCCAGUCGAUAAUUCAUCAUCAGCAAUAGACGAUCAAAAAUCGGUUCCCAAAUUAUACGUCCUUAGAGAUGAUCCCAAGCAGACGGCAAUCGAAUACGUAGCGCCGGUUGAAAAAUCACGUUCCUCUAAUGAAACCUCUAAGAUAUUCUUUCCACCUGGCAGCCCUGAGGAAACGGAGUAUCACAUACUUAAGUUUUAUGCCUUCUCAAAUGCAAUGGUUAAUGCUAUGCUUGAUGGUCAAAUUACCAGCCAUUUUGAUUUUCCUUUUCGCGUUUCGGAACUGGAACAUUCGGUUAUAAAUCUGGCUCCAAAACAAACGACUUCAAUUCUUCUGCUUGGCCGCAGUGGAACUGGAAAGACCACAUGUUGUUUGUAUCGCUUGUGGAACAAUUAUCAAAAAUAUUGGCAAUCAAACACGAUCAGUGAACCUAGUAUUCCAAAUGUCGCACAAUUUAUUCCUCGACAAACCGAUGACGACGUUGAUAACGCCGGAAACGAAGGAGAAAAAGAGAAUGAAACGUCCACGUUUGAAGAGACAAGUUGUUCUUCCCUUCACCGUGCCAGUCAUGCCACACAAGAUGAUCAAGGAUGCUCAAGCUCUUCUUUACAGCAGGAAGCCUGGUUAUCGAUGGACGAAACGCGUGAACAAACUGAAAUUAUAGAAUGUACUAGCCAUGAAUCCUCUUGUCAGAACGACAGUAAUGCAGAUUCGCUAACCAUUGAGAAGAAAAAAACUUUCGAACAUCUUCACCAGGCAUUUAUCACGAAGAACGCGGUGUUGUGCAAGGAAGUCCAGAAAAAUUUCACCGAGUUAAGUCACGCAUGCUUUUCAACGCCGGAUGAUGUUACCCAUCAACAAUCUUCGGCAUCUUUAGCAUACAAAUUUGAUCAGGUUGAAGAGCAAGCAUGGCCUUUAUUUAUUUGUUCUCGAGAUUGGCUGUUAAUGUUAGAUGCAUCCUUGCCUGGUGAACCAUUCUUCCAAAGAAACGAAGACGGGAAGCUGGAAAGAAACGUGAAAGGCUGGGCUGAAGAGGAUAACAACUUACAGGAAAUACCAGAGGAGUAUUCUGAUGAUGAAGAUGAAAGCGAUGAUGAAAUUGAAAGCAAGCCUGCAGCAGCAGCAGAAGGCGAACAUAAUGAACAACAAAGUGAAGGAAAACUGGAUCUUAGGCGAGAAAUCACGUACCAAGUGUUCAAGAACGAGUUGUGGCGGAAAAUGACAAAGAGAAAGAAAGUAGAUUAUCAUUCAAGCCUUGUGUGGACAGAGAUAAUAUCAUUCAUUAAAGGGUCUGUCGAAGCACUUCAUAAUGAGCUUGGUUACAUAACGUUGGAAGAAUAUCAGACCAUAGGAAAUAAAAGAGCGCCUAGUUUCACCGCGGACCGGGAAACGGUCUAUGAAUUGUUCUUGGCUUAUCAACGCAUAAGACGCAGUCUAGGAAUGUUUGAUGAAGCCGACGUGGUCCAUCAUAUUUAUCAUCGUCUUGAACAUCACGUACCAACCUGGUCAAUUCAUGAGAUUUAUGUUGACGAAACACAAGACUUCACCCAAGCCGAACUUUCUGUAAUUAUUCGCUCAUGUCGUAAUCCUAACAGAUUAUUCUUCACUGGAGACACAGCUCAGAGUAUUAUGAGAGGGAUUGCCUUCCGGUUUAGUGAUCUUAGAUCACUUUUCUACUACAUGAAGGAAUCUGUUAAAGCUAUUGGGCAAGAAGCAGACGUCGUUGUUCCUGACAGAGUUUACGAACUUACGCACAAUUAUCGAUCUCACGCUGGUAUCUUAAACUUAGCUUCGAGUGUCACUGAUUUGUUAUCUCACUUUUUCCCCGAAUCGUUUGAUCGAUUAGCGCGUGAUCAGGGGCUGUUUGAUGGGCCUAAACCAGUUCUCUUGGAAUCAUGCAGUUUUAGUGAUUUGGCUGUCAUUCUUCGUGGUCACAAGCGAAAGACGUCACCCAUAGAAUUUGGCGCACAUCAAGUCAUUCUUGUUGCUUCUGACGAAGUUCGAAAUUCGCUCCCAGAAGAACUGAGUCUUGCUCUGGUCAUGACUAUUUACGAAGCAAAGGGUCUCGAAUUUGAUGACGUUUUGAUAUACAACUUUUUCAAAGAUUCUCAGGCGCUAAAGGAAUGGCGUGUGGUGGGAACAUACAAAGAGAAUCUAGAUGAUGAUACAAACGUUAGUGCAACUGGUAUCGCUGAAAUCAUGGCUGACAACGUGGAAUACAAGGCAAGACCACUGGAGUUUAAUCCUGACCAGCACAAGAUCCUCAUUUCAGAAUUCAAAUAUUUGUACACAGCUCUCACAAGAGCUAGAGUCAAUGUUUGGUUAUUCGAUGAAAGUGAAGAAGCAAGGACACCGAUGUUUGAAUAUUUUCAGAAACGAGGCGUGGUUGACGUGAAACACGUUCAGAAAACCGAAGAUGAUACAGCCUCCCUUGAAGGAAUGUUUGCUCAGAAAUCCGGGAAAGAUGAGUGGAGGAAACAAGGUAUCUUUUUUUACGGAAAAGGCUUGUGGAAGGUUGCCUCAAAAUGUUUUGCAAUGGCUGAUGAGGAGAUGUGGAUGAAAAGGUGUAAUGCCCAUGAACAUGCUGCUGAAGCUGCUACAAUGACGAGUGAACCUCGGAAGCUAAGAUUUGAGUUCAUGAAAGCAGCCGAUCUUUUUCUCGAGUGUGAUAUGAAAAUUGAAGCAGAGAAAUGCUUGUUCAAUGCACGGGAACGUAUUCUUUUGGCCAAAUUACAUGAAAAAUCUAAAAACUUCUCUAAAGCUGCCAAGAUUUUUUACAAAGAGGGGAAGUUUCGCGAUGCCGCGAGAAACUUCGAAAGUGCCCGCAAUUUUGAAGGAGCCGUGGAUUCUUUGCUCAAAAUCAAUCAAUAUAAUGAAGUCCUAAACAUCAUUUCCCGAUAUAAUGAUUUGGUUCAGCGUGGAGAAGAAAACAGCAUCGUAAAACAUCUUCGCUUUGAUCAAAGAGAUGAGAGCAUUUGCUAUCAGGCUGCAAAGUUCUAUCAACGUCGUGGAGACCAUGGUCUAAUGGAGGAUGCCUUAGAAAGAUUGCCGAAAGUUAAAGAUCGUAUCACCUUUCUUCAGAGGAAUGGUUUCUUUGAAAAAGCUGCUAAGUUACUAUUGAAAGAAGGAAAGGCACAAGAGGCAGCGAAGUUGAUGAGAUCAAAAGGAAGAUUUUUAGAAGCAGCUCGUUAUAGUGAUGAUGACAAGUUUAUUGCCGAAUGUUAUUUGUUGGCCGCCCGUUCAACGAUUCUUUCCAUGAAAAGCGAAGGUCAGGUCCUCACUAAGGAGAACGAAGAACUAGUAGAAGGACUUCUGGAACGUGCUGCUGAGAUGUAUAAGAGAUGUAAUGAUCUCAAUGGUCAAGCUGAAACCAAGUUCGCUCGCGGACGAUUCUACAAAAAUGCACAAGAUGUUGAAGAAGCUGGAAAUUUAUUUUACCAAGCCACAAAUUAUGCCGCUCUUACUGAUUGCUUUCUUUUGUUGAUGAAAACCAAUCCCGAAAAGUUUUUCCGUCCCAAAGCAAGAGAUACUUUAAAAGGUCUUCUUCAUCUUAUUUGUGCCUUUCACAAGCAGAAUAAGGGAAACAAUGAACAUACGGUUAUCUCAAUGUGUUAUGAAUAUUUUGGUCUUAAAGAUACAGAUGAAACUCAUUCAAAGAAAGUACCGCACCUGGAAAUGGUCAGGUUUGCUACCCUUUACAGUGCCGAAAUGAAGUUUACCCAGGACGAAAUGAUACCAGUCAUUGAAGUGGAUAAGUUGAUUAAAGAUCGCCUUUACAAAAUGGCGCAAGCUUUUAUUGAAAAAGUUUGGGACAAACAACAACAAAUAGUUGACAAAUGUACACCAUGCCCUCGAUUCAUAGCUGAAAUUACGUGUGAUGUUAAUACAUGCAAACACCACCAUGGUGAAGUGACAAGACAGUAUUUUGCUGACAGGUUUCAUGCAUUACUGUUUUUGGUUAACUUGGAGGAGAUUGUCGCCAACUUCCUUAAAGAAAUGAAACGCGAGUCAGCAAAGGUGAAAAAUCAACUUCAAAAGACUCUGUUCAUUCACCCAGAAUUUACAGCUUGUGAUCGUCUCUACGAACUCUUGUUUCCACGCGAAGGAAACUUUGUUGCAUCGUAUUUCCUAUCAGAACGUGAUGUCCACUUCUUACGUCGCAAAGUUUCUGGCCGUAUUAUGGAGUUUGCGAGAGAAAUAUGGUAUGUUCGUUGUACUGAAGACGAAAGAUGGACCAGUUCUGAUCUUUCUAUUGAAGUAUCAAACCUGAUGCGUCUUGCUGGUGGAUCUGUUGAUGGAAUGCUUAGUGCGGAAGAAAGAAAAUUUGAAGAAAGAAAAUUUAAAGAUCGAAAGCUCAAGGAUCAUCCUGGCAUGUUUGUUGGCAGAUAUGCUGGACGUUACGAUAUCUUUAGCAGAUCGCUUGAACGCUCUAAAUAUCUGUUAUAUUACAGAGGCGAUAUUCUUAAUUCUCUUCAGGCUGCGGUAAAGCAAUUCCUAUUUUCUCCAGCUAAACGUAAAGCUUUACCUUAUCCGUCCAUUGCUAAUGCUGUGAUGAUUUUGGAGCGACAACUGACCACAUGCCUCAUGUUAUACGCUCGCUUAGUGAUGAACGAGCGUAUCGUCUGUCUGCCAGAAAGUUACCUUUCAAUGGUUAAAUUCUGGGAUUUUGUUGACCGACCUCAACCAAGCCGUAAAACCAUCACCUUUUACACAGCAAUUCAAAACGCUCCGCAAUUUUUUCCUCCAGGCCCCGAAGGACAACGCAACUUCAAUCGCUUACAAGAACUAACGUGGGACGUCGUAAAUCUUACCUUCGGUAAAAUUAUUUCGAAAUAUAACAUCGUAAACGAUGCCCUUUGUGCCACAAAAGUGGAUUGCGUCGACGCAGAAAGAGUUCUGGUGCUUGUUCUUACAAUGCUGUGUAACUGUGGCCAAGGUAUCCCUCAGGAAUGUGAAAAACUCAUCCGCGAGCAUCUUCUUACGUUGCAGCUUCACCAGGAACUUUCGCAAAAGCUAAAAAAGUGUAUCGAAGAUGCACGUAAUGCAAAUGGUUUCCAAGAUGUUGUUCUGUGUUUACGAGAAAUCUUGUCACAAAAACCUCGUCAGGAAAGGCUUGUUGACGUGAAGUGGGAUGAAGUUAGGUCGAAGGACAGUCGCAUAAACUGUAGGAUUGACAUGUACUCCAAGCAAUUUCGCUAUGAAAUUGAUGCAAGUACCGUCACAAGAGAUGCAGAUUCAAGACCAAGUGAGGAACCAGAAACGACAGAAGAUGAAACCGACUAUAAUUAUUCACAAGAGUUCAAUGAGGAAGAAACUCACAGUCAACGUCAGGAACCCAGUGAAGAACGUAAAGAAGAUGCUUGUUUAGUUCUUCAAAGAGCAUAUUUCAAAUGGAAAGAUCGUAAAGAGGCGAAAGAAAAAUUUGAGGCGGAAAUAAAGAACGAUGUGGUCGAAUCUCAUUUUCAGUCAUUUAAACUGGACAAAUCUGGCUGCACCAUUUGCGGUCGUAUUCAGUUUGUUGAUCUUAAACCAAAAGUCGCUGAUCCAUCUUCAUCUGAGCCAUCGUCGACACCCGACCAAGAUGAGGAAGGAACAUGGAAAAUACACAUUCUUCAGCGAAAUACUUUCAAAACCCAUUGCUGUGGACGAAGCCCCCACUGGAAAAAAGAGAAAUCCUUUGCUCGUUUUAAAGACUUUUACAGAAAACGUGUUUGGCCAACCACAAAAAAAGCCACUCAGCUAAUUGACGAAAUGACAAAAUCACAAGAAGAGACCGAAGUGAAUUAUUCCCUUGAUUUAGAUCGACUUAAUGAUGCUUUGAGCAGGCUACAAACAACGAUCAAAAAGGUCGAAGAUGAGUACUCGUGGGACUCAGUCAGACUGAUAGAGAGUGCAGUUGAAACAGUAAACAAAUUGACUCUAGAAAUAAAGAGCACGACGAGCAGAAAAGGCGGUGUCCAACCAAACAAGCGUGGGGUAAACGAAGAUUCAGGGGAAGAAUAUGAUCAUUUGGAUGAGGAUGCUGUGGGCCCUUUGAAACCAGUGAAUACCGUACGUCGGAAGAGAGGGGGUAAUAGAAAAGGAAAAAGAAAGUGAUUAAUCGUUUCACGGGAUCGUAUAUAUUUGAAAAACGUUAAACUGAAAAAUGCAGUAUUUUAAAUUCAAUUGGAUGCUUACGGUAUUUUUAACUUCUUUUAAAUUACUAAGAAAAACGGCACAAACAUAAUGUUCAUGUCCAUACAAACAUAGCGAAUAUGCGGUGGUAUUAGUUACCAAUUAAAUAACCAUAAAGGAACAAAAACAAUCCAGUAUUAUGGCAUUUAACGGCCGGUUUUUUUUUAAUUUAACAGAAGGUUUUUUUUUUAAUUUCGGAGGUCACUAUUGAGUACAAAACGCGUACUAGGAAAAUGUUAUGUUUGUGCAUUUUAUCAAACGCAAUUUUAAUAGCAAUUUAGAUGUUGCAAAAAACUUUAGCUAUCAUCAUUGUUGUCAUAAAUUUCUUAUUGGUUGGGGUUUCUGUUAUCUAGGUUAGAAUACUUGUUUUCAGGUUUUAUUUUUUUAGUGUACUUGUUGUUAAAAUAUAACGCAUUUGAGGUA